This is a messenger RNA of Amoebophrya sp. A25, 450 nucleotides long. The record is from the annotation of a GenBank genome assembly. Lineage: Eukaryota; Dinophyceae; Syndiniales; Amoebophryaceae.
CGUAGCUGUGCGCGUGAAGACAGUCUUACCUCCACACGAGGAGAAAAAUCCGCUGUAUCAGCUCUGGGUGGCAUUGCAUUCUGGAGAAACGGUCUCAGCUGCGGUAGUACUGUCCUUCCUUGUGUGUUUCAUUCUUUGCUUCCUCCCGUCCAUGACAGCUGCUCGAUUAGAGAGGGAGGAGGCGUCUAAAGCGAAACUGCACAUUUUGCUAACAGGGAUUUCGCACAUGCAAUACUGGUGGGGAGUCUUCGUGUGGGAUUUUCUUUCCUACUAUUUGGUUCUCUGGAUGUUUAACGUCUUGUUUCUGCUCUACCGAAUUCCUUACUUCGGCGCAUUCUGGAGCAAGUACGGGGCCGCUGCGUCCACGAUAUUCAGCCUUUUUAUUGUCGCGACACUGCUUUUGACUUACUGCUGCUCACACUUGAAAAACGAGGUGUUGCCACGUCUUUG